Molecule: messenger RNA, 3351 nt
Organism: Trematomus bernacchii (emerald rockcod)
Lineage: Eukaryota; Metazoa; Chordata; Actinopteri; Perciformes; Nototheniidae
Product: fibronectin type III domain-containing protein 7-like
Exons: 15
Coding region: 1-3351 (1116 amino acids)
Molecular function (GO): protein binding
Source: RefSeq, a predicted model, not a curated record
AUGACCAACAACACUUCCUGCAGCCUCCCUGGACUCCAGUGUGGGGAGGUUUACACUAUUGGUGUGUCAGGAGUUGAUGACAACUGCACAGGUCAACUGAGUGACACUGUCUCUUUAAACACAGAGCCAUGUUCUCCCUCUAAUGUAUCCAGUCAGCGGAUGUGUAGCGCUGCCACUGCGCAGGUAUCCUGGCCACCUAGUGCCAACGCAGUGAGCUAUACCCUGGAAGCCAUCAGCAGCGGACAGAACCUCACCUGCAGCAGCUCCAGCCCAAACUGCACCCUGAGUAACCUGGUCUGUGGACAGGCCUACGACAUCCUUGUGACUGCCACUGAUGGCACAUGCGUCAGCAACUACAGUGCCCCCUUCAGACAAAACCCAGUACCAUGCCCUCCAGAGGACUUCAGUACGAGCCUGAUGUGUGGCACGAAUGAUGCAACGGUCAGCUGGAACAUUUCUUCGGCUGUGCCCCUCAACUACAGUGUCGCUGCCGUGCCUCUGGCUGAAAAUAUCAGUUCAGUCUUAUGCCAAACUAGCAGUGGCAGCUGUAGGCUGAUCGGUCUUCAGUGUGGAGAGACUUAUAAUGUGUCUGUCAAAGCUUCCUCUGGCAGCUGCAGUGGACAAUUUAGCCCCCCACAGACUGUUGAGACAGCACCCUGCCCCCCUCAGAGUUUAACAGCAGUGACAGACUGUGGCACAAACUCUGUCCUGGCGUCCUGGAACGCCUCGGUUGGUGCCACCUCCUACGCAGCGACAGUGAUGGGCCCCAACGGCUUCUCUGAAACCUGCUCCUCUUCAAACCUCACAUGCUCUGUCUCCGGCCUGCAGUGUGCCAGCCAGUACAACGUUACAGUGAAAUCCCAGGGGAACUGCAUCAGCUCUCCCAGUCAAACUGUUGUGAUAACAGGACCAUGUGACCCUAUCAAUGUGACCAGUGUCCUCCAGUGCGGUUCGGAUGCAGCCACGGUGUCCUGGGAAGCUGCUGCCGGGGCCGUGGCCUACACUGUACUCGCUCGAGAGGAAAGCUCUCCGUAUUAUACUUCCUGUAGGAGCAAUAUGACUUCCUGUCAGCUGAAGCAGCUGCAGUGCGGAAAGGUUUACAACCUGACUGUGAUUGCUGAGGAUGCCACCUGUAACAGCACUGGAAGCAUCAGUACAAUCCUGAUGACAGCUCCCUGCUCUCCCUCAAUCCAGAACAGCAGCCUCAUCUGUGGCACCAAUUCUUCCUCUCUGUCAUGGACGCCGAUGGCUGAUGUCACAAGUUACGUAGUUAAUGCGACAGCACCAAACGGGCACACAGUUUCAUGCAGCUCAGCUACUGCUACAUGCACCCUGACAGAUCUGCUCUGCAGUCAAACCUACAUGACCACAGUCAUUGCACGAGGAAGCCAGUGCGACAGUGCACCUGGCUCAAGCACCAACAUUACCACAGCCCCCUGUUCUCCAAGAAUUGUAUCAAAGCAAUAUACGUGUGGCAGCAACACAGCAGAGUUCAGUUGGACUGACCCUGUGGGACACCUCAGCUUCCUGGCUCAGGUAGCAGGAGGAGGCUAUCAGGAUAGCUGCCAGACAACAAACACUAGUUGUUCAUUCCACAAUCUUCCCUGUGGCUUGGAUUUAAAUGUAACAGUCCAGGCUCAGGGGGAGGAGUGCAUCAGCACCCCCAGUGUCAGCGAAUCUCUGGAAACAGUCCCGUGUGCCCCGCAGAAUGUUAGCGCCACACUGGUUUGUUUCAACCACUCAGCCCUGGUCUGGUGGGUAGGAAGCCCCGGUGCUGUGGGAUACAAUGUGACAGUGACGGGCAGGGAUGGACACGCACACCACUGCCACACCAACACUACCAGCUGUCCACUACCUGACAUCCACUGCGGUGAAACCUAUAACAUCACCGUCACACCAUACUCUGAGACAUGCACAGGACAACAAAGUGCAGUUUACAUCUUUAAAGCAGGUCUUUGCGCUCCCAGUAAUGUCACUGUGUCUCUGGCUUGUGACGACAGCACUGUCUCAUGGUCUCAUGUAACAGGGGCUGAGAUGUACAUUGCAACAGCAACUGCAAAUGAUGGACACAAUCACACUUGCAGUUCUAACUAUUCCAACUCGUGCAAUUUCACUGACCUCCACUGUGGGGAAACCUAUAAUGUUACUGUUGUGACUGUAGACAGAGGCUGCUGGAGCGAGCCCAGCUCAGCCGUGGAGCUGAGAACAGCUCUGUGUCCACCUACCAACUUGCUGGGCCAAGUUAGUUGCGAUGAUAACACCCUGAGCCUCACAUGGGACCAGAGUCAGGUGUCAGGGACCAACUACACUUUACACACUGAGAGGAUAGGCACACACACUCCUUCAGUGCUCACUACCUCUAAUACCUCACACACUUUGACCAACCUGCUGUGUGGACAGAGAUAUGCUUUCCGCGUGGCAGCACAGGAUGGAAACUGCCGCAGCAGCUACAGUCCGCCCAUAGAAAUAAGCACAGCUCCUUGUCAGCCAACCAACCUGACUGCUCAUGUGGACUGUGGGACAAACAGAGGGAACUUCUCCUGGUCUGAGAGCAGUGGAGCAGCUUUCUACACUGUGGAGGUGACGGGAGAGCACGGACACGUCACAUCCUGCUCCUCCAAUGACACCUCCUGCGCUGUGAGACUUCCCUGUGGCAGGGAGUACACAGCUACACUGGUAGCUUCCACUAACAGCUGCAACAGCAGCAAACAUGCUGACAUUACUUUUGAGUCCGCUCCCUGUCUCCCAGAUGAUGUCUCAGCCAAGUUAGAGUGUGAUACCAACGUGAUGAAUGUGAGUUGGGCACAGACCCCCGGCUCAGAUGAUUACACCGCCUGGGCCAUCAGCACCGAUGGACACAGAGCCUCCUGUAAUUCAACCUCCAACUUCUGCUCCAUUCAUGACCUGCUGUGUGGAAAGCUCUACGAGGUGGCUGUCACCUCCUCCUCCAUUCACUGCGAAAUCAUAGCUGGAUCUGACUACAAGGUUCAGUCUGCUCCGUGUAAACCUGAGAACACCACUGUCGAGGAGAACUGUAGCAGCAACGUCAUGACAGUGAAGUGGAACGAGCACAGCAGCACAACACAGAACUACACUGUUAAAGCCAUGUCUGCAUCAGGUGUAAACUCCACCUGCGACUCCACUGAGAGCCGCUGCUCCUUCCUGAACCUGACCUGUGGUCAGCUCUACACUUUCACUGUGAUGGGACACACCAAUGUGUGCAUGAGCGAGAUGAGCACUCCUAUAGAGAAGCUCUCAGCCCCAUGCCCUCCCACCAAUGUGUCAGCUGGACUGAAUUGUACUACACUUAAUGCUGUGGUGAGCUGGAGUAGCGCCAUUACUCUGUUGUAG